Molecule: messenger RNA, 369 nt
Organism: Ilex paraguariensis (yerba mate)
Lineage: Eukaryota; Viridiplantae; Streptophyta; Magnoliopsida; Aquifoliales; Aquifoliaceae
Source: the annotation of a GenBank genome assembly
AUGACUUUCAAGCGAAGGAAUGGAGGCCGAAACAAGCACGGUCGUGGCCAUGUAAAGCCUAUCCGAUGCUCCAACUGCGGAAAAUGCUGCCCCAAGGACAAAGCUAUCAAGAGGUUUCUUGUGAGGAACAUAGUUGAGCAAGCUGCUGUUCGAGAUGUCCAGGAUGCUUGUGCCUUUGAGACGUACACUCUUCCCAAGUUGUAUGUGAAGAUGCAAUAUUGUGUUUCAUGUGCAAUUCACUCCAAAGUUGUUAGGGUGCGCUCAAGUACUGAUAGAAGGAACCGUGAACCCCCUCAGCGCUUCAGGCGUCCAAGGGAGGAUCAGCCCAGGCCCGGACAAGCACCACGUCCUGCUGCAACCCGGACUUGA